ACUUUGCUUGUUUGACGUAUUUUAUCAAGUGGAUUAUUAAAGAACAUACAAUAAGUCAAAAACACGUCGACUAUCCAGUGAAUUAUUAUACAAACUUAGUUUAUUGAUUGAAAAUGUUAAGAUAUAGAGGCAAGAAGAAAGUAAUUGACAGGGUGAAGGAGUUGGAUGCCUUCCCCAAAGUACCUGAAGAGUAUGUGGACAGUACACCUGUAGGCGGCACUUUUUCAGUUAUCGCAUUUUUUAUAAUUAUGUUGCUGAUAUACAGUGAAGUGACGUAUUAUUUAGACAGUAAUUUAGUUUUCAAAUUCGUACCGGAUACUGAUAUGGACGAAAAACUUCGAAUAAACAUAGACAUGACUGUUGCUAUGCCUUGCUCCAACAUUGGUGCUGAUAUUUUGGAUUCCACUUCACAAAGCGUUUUCGGUUUUGGUGAGCUUCAAGAAGAGGAUACGUGGUUUGAGCUGACGCAGGAGCAACAAGACGCGUUUGAUGCAGUAAAAUACCUCAAUUCUUAUCUUAGAGAGGAGUACCAUUCCAUUUGGAAGUUACUAUGGAAGAAAGGCCAUGGAUCUGUUCGGGCUACCAUACCACCUAGAAAAACUAAACCUAACCGACGGCCAGAUGCAUGUAGACUCCAUGGAGUUCUAACUUUGAAUAAAGUAACUGGCAACUUCCAUGUUACUGCAGGAAAAAGUUUGCAUUUACCUAGAGGACACAUACAUCUGAACAUGCUAUUUGAUGACACUCCACAGAACUUUAGUCAUAGAAUACAUAGACUUAGCUUUGGUAGUCCAGCCAAUGGAAUAAUUUACCCGCUGGAAGGUGAUCUGAAAGUAACCCAGGAUGAAAAUAUGUUGUACCAAUACUUUAUAGAAGUGGUACCGACUGAUGUAGACACUGCAUUUGAGACAAUCAAGACUUUCCAAUACUCUGUCAAAGAGCUAGAGAGACCGAUAAGUCAUUCCAAAGGAUCUCACGGAGUGCCCGGUGUCUUCUUCAAGUAUGACAUGGCUGCAUUAAAAGUUCAAGUUUACCAGGAAAGGGAGAAUGUAUUACAAUUCACUCUAAGACUGUUCUCAAUUAUCGGAGGCAUUUAUGUUAUAGUCGGGUUCUUGAGUACCAUAGUUCUUACUAUAAAAACAAGCUUGUUGCACAAACCUGCACCAAUUGCUCAAAAACAGGUGUAUGAUGGUAAGGUGCGGGUACAGCCAAACCCACUGCUAGUCACUCCCGACCUCAGUGUUCCUGUAGAGCUAGUGAAACCAUGACAUGAGGCUCCGCCCCGUAGUCAUGACUUUUAUUUUACCUAAUUUUGUAUUGUAUAUAGAGAUUUUUUAUAUAACUAUUGAAAUUAAAUCUGAAACGAAAUUGUUAUUUAUUGGCUCUUUCUAUUGUUACUUUUUAAUUGUUUUAUUGUACUCCACUAUUAAACUAAGAUUGGUGAUAAGUUAAGUAGACACAUUUUAUACUAUUUUAUACUUACUGAGUGCUUAUUUGAAUAUUAUUUGUAUUUUCUAAAUGUAUA
Molecule: messenger RNA, 1525 nt
Organism: Spodoptera litura
Lineage: Eukaryota; Metazoa; Arthropoda; Insecta; Lepidoptera; Noctuidae
Product: endoplasmic reticulum-Golgi intermediate compartment protein 2
Biological process (GO): retrograde vesicle-mediated transport, Golgi to endoplasmic reticulum; endoplasmic reticulum to Golgi vesicle-mediated transport
Cellular component (GO): COPII-coated ER to Golgi transport vesicle; membrane; endoplasmic reticulum
Source: RefSeq, a predicted model, not a curated record